UCUUAUUCGAUUGUUGAGAUUUUAGGGAAAAAAGAGAUAGAUUCUGAGUUGUUACUGUUAAUGUAGAUGAAAUGCCAGAUCGAACAUUAACAACCAAUUUCUGCAAUUUUUAAUUUGCAUUCAGAUUCUCUUUUCCUUUCUAAUCCUAAACCCUAAUUUUCUUUUUUCACCCUCCAGCGUCGCCGAAAUCCCGAAUUCUGUGUGAAGUACUUCACUCCCGAUUACUCUUUGUUUUUGAUUCUUAUUCGUUGCUUCUUCUUCCACUAUGAAAGAGGGUAAAUCCGUUAACCAUCAACAGCCGCACCAGAACGGUCACCUCUCGCCUUCAAAAUUCGCCAAAUUGUUUGAUCCCGAAGCUUCCUGGGACAAGGAUCAGUUGGGAGACGUUUUGCAUUGGAUUAGACAAGGGCUUGGCCUUGUGUGUGGAUUCCUUUGGGGUUCCAUACCUUUGGUUGGAGGCAUAUGGUUCAUCCUCUUUUUGGCACUAUCCACCGGGAUUAUAUAUAGUUAUUAUGCAGUAAUAUUAAAGGUUGACGAGGAAGAGUUUGGUGGUCAUGGAGCCCUCCUUCAAGAGGGGCUAUUUGCUUCUGUAACUCUUUUCCUGCUUUCCUGGAUUCUAGUUUACAGUUUAGCACACUUCUGAUUGGCUGGGCUUUGAAGAUUUAACAGAGUAGAGAGAUUUACUUGAUUACAUUUGCCCAAAUUGCAGUUAUCUGCUUUACUUCUAUGUAAAAUGUUCUAAUUUUGCAAUGCAUGCAUGAACACUAGCUUCUGCAUCCCAUGGUAAUUGCUGUUUUAGUCAAGCAUUUCUAGUGUGACACAUUGUAUUACAACAAAUUUUGUGGAUUGAACCCUGAAAUAAAGUUGUUUGCAGACAAA
Vigna angularis (adzuki bean) is the source of this 879-nucleotide messenger RNA. RefSeq lists its product as uncharacterized. Gene Ontology annotation, biological process: mitochondrial respirasome assembly. The record is from RefSeq and is a predicted model, not a curated record. Bases 266 to 643 code for a protein of 125 amino acids. NCBI's taxonomy places the organism in Eukaryota, Viridiplantae, Streptophyta, Magnoliopsida, Fabales, Fabaceae. The transcript is spliced from 4 exons.